Molecule: messenger RNA, 523 nt
Organism: Mycotypha africana
Lineage: Eukaryota; Fungi; Mucoromycota; Mucoromycetes; Mucorales; Mycotyphaceae
Exons: 1
Coding region: 137-499 (120 amino acids)
Source: RefSeq, a predicted model, not a curated record
GCAUGGAAGACGUUCCUGUUCCUGUUUUGACAGCUAAUGAGCAAAGUGAUACCGACGCCAUCGCUGAAUAUGAAGUUCUGAGUGAAUUCACCAAUGACGAACGCUCCAUCGAUAGUCCUACUAUUACCUCCCAUCAAUGAUGAGUCUGCCCUUAUCAUUCCGUAAAAGGCAAAACGCUAUGGAUAGAAUGUCGUUGACAAGUCAUUGCUACUUGGCGUAUACGAUGGUCCGUAUGUUGUUAUUCUCUCAGGACUGGAUCACUUUCACCAUCGCGUUGAUCCACCACCCUAGACCACUCAGGCCAACAAUUCAUAGAUUGGUUAUCAUUAUAGCUGUUAGUAUUCUGAGUGUUGCCUUUCCUUCCUUUUCCUUUCUUUUUACCUUUUGUCCCCUAAAAGGGAUUUUUUUACAAUCAAUUACAACCACUGAAACUGGCCAGAGCAGACACAAUGUAUUAAGACAUUACGUGCUCACAGGUCACAAAAAAGUUUUUCAAUAAAAGAAAUAUUUAACCAUAUUAUAC